GAAACGUCAGCGAAUUCCACUAAUUUUGUGAUUCAGAAUACCUACCUAGAUUUUUGAGUUUAUCUAAAGAAAAUACAUUGUUGUUACUGAUUUGAACUACUUUAAACAAUAAAGCUAAGUUUUAUACUUGAGUUAUAGUGAAGAAAUGAAUAAUCCAAACAUGAAUUCGGCAACUCCCGGCGUGCCGCAGGUGCCGCUGCUCGACGACGACACGCUGGCCUUCGGCGAGGAGGACAACGCCAACAAGCAGUUCGUGCACCCGUACAUCGUGUUCUUCCACCUGGUGUUCCGGUGCUCGGCGGUGGUGGUGUACAUGCUGUGCGAUUGGUUCUCCGACUCCUUCAUCGCCAGCUUCGUGCUGGUCGUGCUGCUGCUCUCCGCAGACUUCUGGACCGUCAAGAACAUCACGGGUCGACUGCUGGUGGGCCUUCGGUGGUGGAACUACGUGGAUGACGCCGGAAAGUCGCAUUGGGUAUUCGAAUCUAAACAGAGCCGAGUGAACGCCAACGAGUCGCGGCUGUUCUGGCUGGGGCUGGUGCUGUGCCCGCUGGUGUGGGCCCUCUUCUUCGUCGUCUGCCUCUUCCGCCUCAAGUUCGAGUGGAUGGUGAGUGACACUGACUAUCACUAUCAUUUCAGACAAAGGAUAUCAUCAGCAUUUCAGCCACAGGACGUGCUGAACUAAAGUCAGAGCCCCGAUUACGG
This is a messenger RNA of Ostrinia furnacalis (Asian corn borer), 702 nucleotides long. RefSeq lists its product as uncharacterized. Gene Ontology annotation, cellular component: Golgi membrane. The transcript is spliced from 5 exons. The record is from RefSeq and is a predicted model, not a curated record. Lineage: Eukaryota; Metazoa; Arthropoda; Insecta; Lepidoptera; Crambidae. Gene Ontology annotation, biological process: vesicle-mediated transport; protein secretion. The coding region runs from base 146 to 682 and encodes 178 amino acids.